Molecule: messenger RNA, 5437 nt
Organism: Paramisgurnus dabryanus
Lineage: Eukaryota; Metazoa; Chordata; Actinopteri; Cypriniformes; Cobitidae
Gene: c2cd2
Product: C2 calcium dependent domain containing 2
Source: RefSeq, a predicted model, not a curated record
UGUAGGACGGAGUCCCGUCCCGAACAUCAGCGCAAAGCUAAAGGAUCUAAACUAGCGGGCGUGUGUGCCUACACUCUCUUUCUGUUUCUGUCUCUAUCACACACGCCCAGGAGGAUGAACGAACCAUUUCAUGAAGAGGAUAUAUUGCACUUCAUUUGACUUUUUAAACUUUGUGGGUGUUUUCUGUGCGAUAGUGUUAGCCUAAUGUGAUGGUAACGUGGCUCGUCAGCACUGGAGGAUUUCGGGAACUUUUUUUUACUCUCAAACAUUUAGCAAAUACAUUGUUAUUUAACCAACAGCUGUCCUGGAUUUUUAUAGCAGUAGAUUUAUUUUCAAAGGCAUUUAAGUUGUCAGAUAAGAGACGAUUCACAGGUUAAGCAUCUUGCUGAUGUAUUUACGAUCGGUUUACUGUACCGUAUAAUACCUUAAAAUUAAUCGUCAAACGUAUUGUUCUACUUAUAAUUAUAUAAGUAGUGUAAUAGCACAACUACUCCUUUAAUCCGUUAUUUUUCUAUUAAAUACGGUUAAAUUCGGGAAGACACAGGGACUGCCCAGAACCAGUCAUCUGUGGUGUUUUGCAUUAUAAAUGUCGACAAAUUUUCCGUGUGACGUUUGUUAAAAGUCCUUGUUUGCGCGCGUGGCAGAUUUAAAUCCUUUAAAUCGCAUUAUCUUUCGUUGUCUUGCUGGUUGAAGGCAGAUUUACGACCCUCUGUUCACCAUUCUUGUGUGUGACCCACCGCACCAAGUUUCAUUUUUGCGUGUUUGUGAAAGUGUUUUGUUGGUCAACACUAGGCGGGAAGUGUCGUUAGUGUCUCGGGAUGCGGAAGGGAAAGGUGUCGAGUCUUGGGUAAACAUGUUUAAGGUUUUACAGUAGUAACUGUGACGGUGAUCAUGUCGUCUGUGGAGGAGGGUGUUUUCUCCUGGGUGGAUAACUGGCAGUGGCUCUGUAUGGUCACUUUGUUUCUGGCCUCUGUUGUCACUUUGAUUAUAUACUUGGUGCAGUAUUUUUCCAUCGGACGUUCUGUGAAGAGGACAUCAAGUCAUGUGGAUUUUGAGGAAGCUGAUGGGAUUUUAUCUUGGGUCUUGUCACUGAAAAGCUGGAAGGGACAAUGGAGAAAAGCCUGGUUUAGAAGCCUCAAUGAAGAAGCUAGGUCAUCACAGAGCGGGAUUCAGUUGACCUUUGAAGAGGAUGAUGUCCAGUCAUCCGAACUGGCCAUCGGCCAAAUUUCAAGCUUUACAAAAACACGCGGUCAAAAGAAUGUCCGAUGUCAUGUGGCUGGAAACAAGUUGCAGUUUUCUCUGACUGCUUUACCAAGCUCAACAUCUUCAGAAGUGCCCCUGAGAUACAAUGUGACAAUAUCUCCACUUCGUCUGCAGCUGGCCCUACAGAUGAAGGAGGUGAAUGGGGAGGUAGAGAUUUCCUGGGGGCUCCAAAACUUGGACUCUGUAGAUGUGCAGCUCACCCCAAGUUUAACCCAGGGAAAUUAUGGGUGUCUAAGUGAAGCCGCAGUGAAGAACAAGCUGACACAGGUCUUGUGUGCAACUUGUCCAUCAGUUACUCUAAGCAGCAAGCAUGCAGAAGUCAAGCAGGAAGUAAGGAACAAGACCUCACAGGUGACCUCACCCCCGAAGCCCCCACGAGCCCAUGAAUGGAAACUGUUAGUGAAGAACAUCCAGGUCACAUGUAAACAGGAGGAUGGUGCCGCAGGCGGCAUAAAUCCUCAGUGUCUUCUCCAAUUGGACGAUCCUCCUCAAAAUUUCACCACUGAAGUCUUGACUAACACUUCCAAUCCGGCAUGGGACCAGCCCUUCAUAUUUGAGCUUAGCGGCCGCUCAAAGGAGCUGAACAUCCAGGUCGUGGAUAACAGCAAACCUCGAGAGAGUGGAUUGUUGGGACAGGUAUCUGUGCCUUUUGAUCUGGUAAAGAAACAUCCCAAAGGUCAACAGACCUUUUCACUCAUGACCAAAGAUCAAGUGACCGGCUCACUAACUACUGAGUUUACAUACCUGGAGCCCAGCGAGGUGCGUAGCUGGCAGCCACCCACGCCGGCCCCGGCUAAGAGAGUGGAGAUGGACCGCACUGUGAUGCCCUGUGGCACCGUUGUUACCACGGUCACUGCUGUGAGAAGCAAACCGGGGCGACCUUUACCACCUGUUACAGAAUCCAAAUCUCCCUUAAAAAGCAAGCUGGCAGAGAGAAGGGUGUCAGAGCAGACUUCACUACUUGGAGCCAAAGUUAGCAAAGCCCUGUCAUCUUCUGAUACAGAGUUAUUGAUGCUAAAUGGAAGUGACCCCGUUGCUGAAGCUGCCAUCAGACAGCUACACGAGUCGGCCAAACAGAAGCUCAAAUCUCCCGUCAAGAAAAGUACCAUUAUCAUCUCUGGAGUGACUAAGACCCCUGUAACACCGGAUGAUGAGAUGGUUAUGAUGGCAGGAUAUGCAGCUGCAAUGGAUGCCUCCAUGUCUGGAGCUUCUGAGGUCUUCAGCAGUGAAACGGUUCCCUCGGAUGCAGCAGCAGAACCCAGCGUUCUCGAACAUCCAGAAUCCGUGGUGGGCACAAACGGCACGGACCACGUGGAGGACUGGGAGAGCCAGACCGGAGAAUACCCAGAUGCGGACAAAACCUCUCUCUCCUACUGUCCAUCGGAAACGGGUUCCAAAAAAGGAAAAGGCAGCUUCUUGCACAAGAGUGCCAAGCUAUUCUUCAGACGGCGACAUCAGCGGAAGGAGCCAGGCAUGAGUCAGUCCCACAAUGACCUGCAGUACCUGGAGAACCCCGAGACGGCCAUGGUGGGCGACAGGGAGACGAGAACGGCCACGUUCAGACGCAUUAUCAACCGCAAGCUUCUGCCCAAGAGCAAGAGCAAACCCAAUGGCACCAUGAGAGAACCCAAUACGUGAGCUCGGCUCAGGCACGGUGUAGAUGCAGACGCACCUACACGUUCUUCUGCUCCUAAACUAACAGCUUACCUCAUUUCCUUAAUCUCUUUGUCCGUGCUCAUUUCCAUAAUGAUCCUGGUCGCAUCUGCCAAAACCCCUGCGUGCCAACAAUCACCCUCUCAUUGCCCGAUGACCCAGAAAAUACUUUCUUUCUUCCUACCAACAUUCCUUUUCUCCAGAAUUCACAGAAUUUUGAUAUUCAGACCCCUGGAUCAACUCAAUGAACUUAGUCAAUUUCAAGCUGUGCUAGAUGUCUCUUUGCAAAGAAAGGGAAAAAGAUAUUGUUUUGCUUGUCAAUCAAACUGUACGCUUUAUCUUUGAACUAACUAUUGUGUGUGUAUAUGCAAGAAAGUAUACAGAACUGCGUCCGAUUAUGCACUGACUGUUCUGUCAUCGCUCAAAUAGACUCAUUUAACCUUAUGCAAACUGUGAUCGCCAUGCAAAAGAUACUUUGCUUCUGUGGCCUUCUAACCAAAGCGGGAUAUAAGGACAACGCUCCUUUGCAUUCUGCCUACUUUUAAGCUUUUUCGAGACCAGUGAGAUACCAGUUAUUUGUUUGCACUUCUUCAAAUGCUCAGAAUUCAUUUGCACUGUGCAGUGAAUUCAGAUUGAUGAUAGAAAUCUAUUUCUGAAUUAGCUAGCCUUGACGUGAACUGAAUCUGAGAUGUUGAACUCUGUCAAAGGAAGAGAAGUCUGUUUAACUGUUUUCAUAACAUUAUUUGACCAAUUUUUGACUUUGCAUACAGAAGUCACCUUUUAUUUUCCAGUAGCUUUAAUAGCCGUCUUUAAGUGUGUGAAUUUUUAAAAGGUUUUGAAAUGGCUGUUCUUGGAUAUUUUUUUUUUUUUUUGUUUGGUUCCCUGUUUACCUUUUAUUUUUUAUCUGCAACAGCAAUAUACAUUAUUUGGUUUUUUUUUUUUUUUUAGGUAUUUUUCCUUUUAAUUCAAUUAUUUUGAUAAACAUGAUUUUUUUUGUCAUUUCACAACUGUGACAAAAUUACAAGUUUUGUGAAUUUUACCAAAGGAUCUUUAACACUAAGUUUAUAUUUUCAUACAGAAAGAUCAGCUGGUGUCUCUUGACACCUUAGCUGUUAUUUUCCCAGAUUGCUUAUUAUGUUUAGUAAUGUUGGAAGUGAAUGCAAACCGGUUUAAAUACUGGGCCUCAACCAACUGUAGUUGAGCCUCUGCCAAGAACUGCAGUGGUUUGGGAGUUUUAUAACAAACUCUGCUGGACAUUUACUUGAACCUAAGUCACGCGUGUAAAAGAAACAUGAAUGCCUGUUCAACCUGAAUGUGUCGCAGUCUGGCCGUUCAUUCCGUGUUGUGGAAGGACUACAAUUUGUUUGGUGAAGUUUUAAAAAUGUGUUUAUGUUGCGUUCAUGUUGUUUUUGUGUGUUGCCAUGUAUAGCCCGAAGACUGUAUUUCUUAAAGGAGCAAUGUGGGAUUUUUAGGAGGAUCUCUUGACAGAAAUGCAAUAUAAUGUACAUAACUAUAUUAUCAGUGGUGUAAAAAAUGUUGUUUUAUUACUUUAGAAUGAUCCAUUUUUAUUUAAAUACACCGCAGGUCCCCUUACAUGGAAGUUGCUGCCACGUUUCUACAGGAGCCCUAAGCGGACAAACUGUUUUUCAGGGCGCAUUUUGUCCCUAUUUUGUGUCCGACGACCAUAGAUAUUAUAUACGUAGACGCCUCAUAACGUGCUGCAACGUAAUACAGCGUCGCCGCCAUAUUGGUUGGGUCUCUGAACGCUAGCACCAGAGUCAAUGGAGAGAAAACAACUAUGCCUGUAUUUUGUGCAGCUUACGGUUGGUUAUUUUACCAUUUAUAAUAUUAUGUCAUUGUUACUAACGUUACUUACGUGUAACCAAACUGUUUGAAAAUCCAGUAAAUAAAGGGAGUAAUGAUUAUUGUAGUUGGGGAUACACUUUCCUUAAUAGAAAUAAAUGCAGGUGGGAUGCAUUGGGGACCCAUCCAAUAUGGCGGCGUCAGUCUAUGAGGCAUCUAUGCAUAUUAUGUCUAUGCAGACGACAUGUUUGUCCUUUGGCAGCUUCUGUAUCUUUUCUUUGCGUUUUGAAAUUGAGGUUGGUUGAAAUUCACAAUCUCGCCUCUAAAAAACCCACACUGGACCUUUAAGUGAAACCUAAGGUCCUAAACGGGAAAAUGACCUAAAACGGGACAAUUUUAAUCUUGCUUAAAUGGCUAUCUAGAGUUUUUUUUCCAGCCAUUAAAUAAAAUCUAACAAAUCAAUCCUCUGUAUAUGCAUAUCACUAAACGUAUACAUUGAGGUAUGUUAUCUUUACUCAAUUAUACACAUUACCUGGAUUAUUAACGUGUGUGUUUGGCAUGUACAGCAGCAACACAUUGCUGGUGUUUUGUGUUUGCUAUGCAGUUGUUAAAUAAAAACCUUGGAGGCCUGUCCAUAAUGAAUGUCAACCUGUGCAAUGCAGGUAUUAUCUUAACAUAUCUUGAUUGGUUGGAGCAAUAAAUACUGACUGAACACUCA